Messenger RNA from Motacilla alba alba, 8957 nucleotides. RefSeq names its product HECT, UBA and WWE domain containing E3 ubiquitin protein ligase 1 (gene HUWE1). The record is from RefSeq and is a predicted model, not a curated record. NCBI's taxonomy places the organism in Eukaryota, Metazoa, Chordata, Aves, Passeriformes, Motacillidae. Gene Ontology annotation, molecular function: protein binding; zinc ion binding.
GAGCACGAGGACCGGAACCCCCAAAAUGAAAGUGGAUCGGACGAAACUGAAGAAAACCCCCACGGAGGCGCCCGCCGACUGCCGGGCCCUCAUCGAGAAGCUGAAGGGCUGCAGCGACGAGCAGCUGGUGACAGAGCUGCAGCAGAUCAAGACAUGGAACAUUGGGAAGUGCGAGCUGUACCACUGGGUGGACCUGCUGGACCGCUUCGACGCGCUGCUGGCCGAGGCGGGCCGGCCGGUGGAGGCCAUGAGCUGGAUGCUGGCCUGCGACCGGCCCGAGCGCCAGCCCCUCAAGGCCCUGCUGCUGGCCCUGCUCAACUUCACGGCCCUGCUCAUCGAGUACAGCUUCUCCCGCCACCUCUACAGCUCCAUCGAGCACCUGACCACGCUGCUGGCCUCCUCGGACAUGCACGUGGUGCUGGCCGUGCUCAACCUGCUCUACGUGUUCAGCAAACGCUCCAACUACAUCACCCGCCUGGGCUCCGAGCGCCGCGGGCCCCUGCUGGCCCGCCUGCAGCACCUGGCCGAGAGCUGGGGUGGAAAGGAGAAUGGAUUUGGGCUGGCUGAGUGCUGCCGGGACCUGCACAUGAUGAAAUACCCCCCCAGUGCCACCACCCUGCACUUCGAGUUCUACGCUGAGCCGGGCGUCGAGGUCAAGGUGGACAAGAGGGCCACCAGCACCACCCUGCACUACAUCCACAUCGAGCAGCUGGACAAGAUCUCAGAGAGCCCUUCGGAGAUCAUGGAGUCCCUGACCAAGAUGUACAGCAUCCCCAAGGACAAGCAGAUGCUGCUGUUCACCCACAUCCGCCUGGCCCACGGCUUCUCCAACCACAAGAAGCGGCUGCAGGCGGUGCAGGCGCGGCUCCACGCCAUCUCCAUCCUGGUGUACUCCAACGCGCUGCAGGAGUCGGCCAACAGCAUCCUGUACAACGGGCUGAUCGAGGAGCUGGUGGAUGUGCUGCAGAUCACCGACAAGCAGCUGAUGGACAUCAAGGCGGCCUCCCUGCGGACGCUGACGUCCAUCGUGCACCUGGAGCGCACGCCGAAGCUCAGCAGCAUCAUCGACUGCACCGGCACCGCCUCCUACCACGGCUUCCUGCCCGUGCUGGUGCGCAACUGCAUCCAGGCCAUGAUCGACCCUUCCAUGGAGCCCUACCCCCACCAGUUUGCCACGGCGCUCUUCUCCUUCCUGUACCACCUGGCCAGCUACGACGCGGGCGGCGAGGCGCUGGUGUCGUGCGGCAUGAUGGAGGCGCUGCUCAAGGUGAUCAAGUUCCUGGGGGACGAGCAGGACCAGAUCACGUUUGUCACGCGGGCGGUGCGGGUGGUGGAUCUGAUCACCAACCUGGACAUGGCCGCCUUCCAGUCACACAGCGGGCUGUCCAUCUUCAUCUACCGCCUUGAGCACGAGGUGGACCUGUGCCGCCGCGAGUGUCCCUUCGUCAUCAAGCCCAAAGUGCAGCGCCCACCCGCUGCCACCCUGCCCGAGGGCGAGGACAUGGAGACGGACAUGGAGGUGACCGACAUGGCCAUGGAGAGCAGCCCCGGCCCCUCGGCCGAAGCCCGGCCGGAGCCGGUGCCACCAGCCCCGCCUGCCGUGCCCAGCACCAGCGCUGCCACCCCCUCCCCGCGCGGCGGAGUGCAGUGCAUCCCCCAGCGCGCCGCUUUGCUCAAAUCCAUGCUGAACUUCCUCAAAAAAGCCAUCCAAGAUCCCGCCUUCUCCGACGGCAUCCGGCACGUGAUGGAUGGCUCGCUGCCCACCUCGCUGAAGCACAUCAUCAGCAACGCCGAGUACUACGGCCCCUCGCUGUUCCUGCUGGCGACCGAGGUGGUGACGGUCUUCGUGUUCCAGGAGCCCUCGCUGCUGUCCUCGCUGCAGGACAACGGCCUCACCGACGUCAUGCUGCAUGCUCUGCUCAUCAAGGACGUGCCGGCGACGCGGGAGGUGCUGGGCUCGCUGCCCAACGUGUUCAGCGCGCUGUGCCUGAACGCGCGGGGGCUGCAGAGCUUCGUGCAGUGCCAGCCCUUCGAGCGCCUCUUCAAGGUGCUGCUGUCCCCCGACUACCUGCCCGCCAUGCGCCGCCGCCGCAGCUCCGACCCCCUGGGUGACACAGCCUCCAACUUGGGCAGCGCCGUGGACGAGCUGAUGCGGCACCAGCCCACGCUCAAGACCGAUGCCACCACUGCCAUCAUCAAGCUGCUGGAGGAGAUCUGCAGCCUGGGCCGGGACCCCAAGUACAUCUGCCAGAAGCCGUCGAUGCAGAAGGCGGACGGGACGGCGGCCGCGCCGCCCCCGCGCUCGCCCCACGCCGCUGAGGAGGCCUCGAGCGAGGAUGAGGAGGAGGAGGAGGUGCAAGCCAUGCAGAGCUUCGGGGCUGCCCAGCAGAGCGAGGCAGAGCCCAGCCAGACCGUGGUGGGCACGGAGGAACGCAUCCCCAUCCCGCUCAUGGACUACAUCCUCAACGUGAUGAAGUUCGUGGAGUCCAUCCUGAGCAACAACACCACUGACGAUCACUGCCAGGAGUUCGUGGCCCAGCGGGGGCUGCGGCCGCUCGUCACCAUCCUGGGGCUGCCCAACCUGCCCGUGGACUUCCCCACCUCUGCGGCCUGCCAGGCCGUGGCUGGGGUCUGCAAAUCCAUCCUGACUCUCUCCCACGAGCCCAAGGUGCUGCAGGAGGGGCUGGUGCAGCUGGAGGCCGUGCUGUCGGCGCUGGAGCCGCUGCACCGGCCCAUCGAGGCCCCGGGAGGCUCGGUGCUGCUGCGGGAGCUGGCCGGGGCUGGGGCAGUGCCCGAUGCCACCCUCUCAGCCCAGGCCACCCCCCUGCUGCACGCCCUGACCGCCGCCCACGCCUUCAUCAUGAUGUUUGUGCACACCUGCAGGGUGGGACAGAGUGAGAUCAGGGCCAUCUCAGUGAACCAGUGGGGGUCCCAGCUGGGGCUGAGCGUGCUGGGCAAGCUGAGCCAGCUCUACUGCUCGCUGGUGUGGGAGAGCACCGUGCUGCUGUCCCUCUGCACCCCCAACAGCCUCCCCCCAGGCUGUGAGUUUGGCCAGGCUGACAUGCAGAAACUCGUGCCCAAGGAGGAGAAAACGGCCCCCAGCCCCCCCCAGAGUGGCCGCAGGGCAGAGGGUGAGGCGGAGGGCCCAGGCCCUGUGGGGGGGGCGGGCAGUGACCCCCCCCCAGCCCAGGGGCUGCUGGAGGGGAUGGGGCUGGAGGGGGAGCCCCUGGCCCCCAUGGAGACGGACGAGCCCAGCGCCAGCGACCCCAAAGCCAAGGCCAAGAUCACCCCGGCCAUGGCCGCCCGCAUCAAACAGAUCAAACCCCUGCUCUCCGCCUCGUCGCGGUUGGGCCGGGCGCUGGCCGAGCUCUUCGGGCUGCUGGUCAAGCUGUGCGUGGGCUCCCCGGUGCGGCAGCGCCGCAGCCACCACGCGGCCGCCGCCGCCCCCGCGCCCACCGCGGCCGCCCGCGCCACGGCCUCGGCGCUGACCCGCCUGCUGACCAAGGGGCUGAGCUGGCAGCCGCCCCCCUACACCCCAACGCCGCGCUUCCGGCUGACGUUCUUCAUCUGCUCGGUGGGGUUCACGUCGCCCAUGCUGUUCGACGAGCGCAAGUUCCCCUAUCACCUCAUGCUGCAGAAAUUCCUCUGCUCCGGCGGCCACAACGCCCUCUUCGAGACCUUUAACUGGGCAUUGUCCAUGGGGGGCAAGGUGCCGGUGGGGGAGGGUCUGGAGCACCCCGACCUGCCGGACGGCACCGGUGAGUUCCUGGACGCGUGGCUGAUGCUGGUGGAGAAGAUGGUGAACCCCAGCACCGUGCUGGAGUCCCCCCAUGCGCUGCCUGCCAAGGCCCCCCAGCACGGACACCCCCCCUUCAGUGCCCUGCGCUUCCUCGUGGUCACCCAGAAGGCUGCGUUCGCCUGCAUCAAGCAGCUGUGGCAGCGGCGGCCGCUGAAGGUGUACGGCGGCCGCAUGGCCGAGUCCAUGCUGGCCAUCCUGUGCCACAUCCUGCGGGCAGAGCCGCUGCUGCGCGAGCGCCUGGGCCGCGAGCGGGAGGGACCCGCGCCCGACGAGCCCGGGGGCGACGAGGGGGGGACCCGCAGGGAGCCCCACGUCAACCAGCAGCAGCUGCAGCAGCUGAUGGACAUGGGUUUCUCGCGGGAGCACGCCAUGGAGGCGCUGCUCAACACCAACACCAUGGAGCAGGCCACGGAGUACCUGCUCACCCACCCCCCCCCGCUCAUGGGGGGCUCAGCACGGGACCUGAGCAUGUCGGAGGAGGAUCAGAUGAUGAGAGCCAUCGCCAUGUCCCUGGGCCAGGACAUCCCCAUGGAGCAGCGCGCCGAGUCCCCGGAGGAGGCCGCGUGCCGCAAGGAGGAGGAGGAGCGGCGGGCGCGGGAGCGGCAGGAGGAGGAGGAGGCCAAGUGCCUGGAGAAGUUCGAGGGGGCCGAGCCCCUGGAGGCGGCCGAGCUCGGGGCCUUCACGGACUCGAUGCUGCCCGGCUGCUCGCAGCUGCUGGACGAGCUGCCGGACACCGUGUACCGCGUCUGCGACCUGCUGAUGACGGCCGUGCGCCGCAACGGCCCGGCCUACCGGGACAGCGUGCUCAAACAGGUGGUGCAGCAGGUGUGGGAGGCGGCCGAUGUCCUGAUCAAGGCGGCCGUGCCGCUGACCACCAGCGACACCAAGACGGUGUCGGAGUGGAUCAGCCAAAUGGCCACCCUGCCCCAGGCCUCCAACCUGGCCACGCGCAUCCUGCUGCUCACCCUGCUCUUCGAGGAGCUGAAGCUGCCCUGUGCCCGCGUGGUGGAGUCCAGCUGUGUGCUGGACGUGCUGAUCAAGCUGCUGGAGGUGGUGCAGCCCUGCCUGCAGGCUGCUAAGGAGCACAAGGAGGUGCAGACCCCCAAGUGGAUCACCCCUGUGCUGCUGCUGAUCGAUUUCUACGAGAAGACGGCCGUGUCCUCCAAGCGGCGCGCGCAGAUGAACAAGUACCUGCAGGCCACCGGCAACAACUGGCGCUGGUUCGACGACCGCUCGGGCCGCUGGUGCAGCUACAGCGCCAGCAACAACAGCACCAUCGACGCGGCCUGGCGGGCCGGAGAGCCCAGCGUGCGCUUCACGGCCGGCCGGCGGCGCUACACCGUGCAGUUCACCACCAUGGUGCAGGUGAAUGAGGAGACCGGGAACCGGCGCCCGGUGAUGCUGACGCUGCUGAGACCCCCCCGCGCCGGGAAGGGCCGUGAGGAGGGGGGGACCGAGGACCCUGAGGGGAAGAGCAAGGACGAGACCCCUGCUGCAGACCCUCCCUCUACAGACGAAGACCCCCCCUCCACCACCACCACCACCAGCGCCACCACUCCCACCGCCCCCUGCCCAUCCCCUCCUUGCCCCACGCCGACCCCCGAGGAGCCCCGGGACGACGCCGACGCCGAGGCUCCGGUGCGGGGCCUGGCGGAGGAGGCGGUGCCGGCCGUGCUGCGGGCGUGCGUCAGCAUGCUGGGGGUGCCCGUGGACCCCGACACGCUGCACGCCACGCUGCGCCUGUGCCUGCGCCUGACGCGGCAGCACAAGCACGCGCUGCUGUUCGCCGAGCUGCGCUCCACCCGCACCAUCCUGGCGCUCACGCAGAGCUCCGGCUUCACCGGCUUCACCCCGCUGGUCACCCUGCUCUUCCGGCACAUCAUCGAGGACCCCUGCACGCUGCGGCACACCAUGGAGAAGGUGGUGCGCUCAGCAGCCACGAGCGGGGCGGGCAGCACCACCUCGGGGGUGGUGUCGGGCAGCCUGGGCUCUCGGGAGGUGAAUUACAUCCUGCGGGUGCUGGGCCCCGCCGCCUGCCGCAGCCCCAACGUCUUCACCGAGGUGGCCACGGGCUGCAUCCGCAUCGCCCUGCCCGCGCCACGCGGCUCCGGCACCGCCUCUGACGACGAGUUUGAGAACCUGCGCAUCAAGGGGCCCAACGCGGUGCAGCUGGUGAAGACCACGCCGGCCAAGGCGGCCGCGCUGCCGCCCAUCCCCGAGCCCAUCCGCGACGUCAUCUACGACAUGCUCAACGCCCUGGCUGCCUACCACGCCCCCGACGAGGGUGACAAGGGGGACCCCAAGAGCGCGGCGCCCAGCGAGGUGAGCCAGCUGCUGUCGGACAUCGGGGACGACAUGUACCAGCAGUACCGCAGCCUCACCCGCCCCCCCGCCGACUUCGACCCCCCCGCCGGCUUUGCCAUCAACGCCCAGGUUUUCGCUGCUGAUGGAGCCGCGGCCGAGACGCCGCCCUCGGGAACCCCCCAGGGAGAAGCGUCCAGCCCCGAGGAGGGCCGCGAGGGCCGCAAGGAGAAGGAGGGCGAGCGCGGCGAGGAGCGGGGCCGGGCGCGGGGCUCCAAGCCCCUGAUGCCCACCUCGACCAUCCUGCGGCUGCUGGCCGAGCUGGUGCGCUCCUACGUGGGCAUCGCCGCCCUGAUCGCCAACUACAGCUACAGCGUGGGCCAGUCCGAGCUCAUCAAGGAGGACUGCAGCGUGCUGGCCUUUGUCCUGGACCACCUGCUGCCCCACCAGCAGAACGCCGAGGACAAGGACACGCCGGCGCUGGCGCGGCUCUUCCUGGCCAGCCUGGCCGCGGCUGGCAGCGGCACCGAUGCCCAGGUGGCCCUGGUCAACGAGGUCAAGGCCGCCCUCGGCCGCGCCCUGGCCAUGGCUGAGAGCACUGAGAAACAUGCCAGGCUCCAGGCCGUCAUGUGCAUCAUCAGCACCAUCAUGGAGUCGUGCCCGUCCACCUCGAGCUUCUACAGCAGCGCGGCCAAGCCGCCCCACAACGGCAUGAACAACAUCAUCCGCCUGUUCCUCAAGAAGGGGCUGGUCAACGACCUGGCCCGUGUGCCCCACAGCCUCGACCUGUCCAGCCCCAACAUGGCCAACACGGUGAACGCGGCGCUGAAGCCGCUGGAGACGCUGUCGCGCAUCGUGAACCAGCCCAGCGGGCUCUUCGGGGCCAAGGGCUCCUCCAGCAAGAGCAAGGCCGAGGGCAACGGGGGCGCCCGCGAGGCGGGGGCCGCGCCCCCCGAUGGAGGGGACCCCGGGGACCCCGAGCCCCCCGAGGAGGAUGCGGAGGCGGCGCAGGCUGAGGCGGCCGACGGGGACAUGGACGGCGAGGCCGAGGGGGACACGGUGGUGCUGGCCGGGCAGCCCGAGGGGCUCAGCACCCAGGAGAUGCAGGUGGAGAACGAGCUGGAGGAUCUCAUCGACGAGCUGCUGGAGAGGGACGGCGCUGACGGCAACAGCACCAUCAUCGUGAGCCGCUCAGCCGAGGACGAGUCGCAGGAGGACGUCCUGAUGGACGAGGCUCCGUCCAACCUCAGCCAGGCCUCCACGCUGCAGGCCAACCGUGAAGAUUCCAUGAACAUCCUGGACCCCGAGGAUGAGGAGGAGCACACGCAGGAGGAGGACAGCAGCGGCAGCAAUGAGGAUGAGGAUGAUAGCCAGGAUGAAGAGGAGGAGGAGGAAGAGGAGGAUGAGGAUGAUCAGGACGAUGAGGAGGGUGAGGAAGGUGAGGAGGAGGAGGAUGAUGAUGAUGGCUCGGAGAUGGAGCUGGAUGAGGAUUACCCCGACAUGAAUGCCUCGCCCCUCGUGCGCUUCGAGCGCUUCGACCGCGACGACGACCUCAUCAUCGAGUUUGACAACAUGUUCUCCAGCCCCACCGACAUCCCGCCGUCCCCCGGGAACAUCCCCGCCAGCCACCCUCUGCUGGUGCGGCACGCGGAGCACGGGGGGCUGGGGCUGGGGGCCGGCCCGGGGGGCGCCCGCCUGGCCCAGGGGCUGGGCCGGAGCCAGCGCACGCUGCGGCAGCUCACGGCCAACGCCGGCCACACCAUCCACGUGCACUACCCGGGGGCACGGCAGCCAAACCCCCCCCUGAUCCUGCAGCGGCUCCUGGGCCCCUCGGCGGCCGCAGACAUCCUGCAGCUGAGCAGCAGCCUCCCGCUGCAGAGCCGGGGCCGGGCGCGGCUGCUGGUGGGCAACGAGGACGUGCACAUCAUCGCCCGCUCCGACGACGAGCUGCUGGACGACUUCUUCCACGAGCAGGGCAGCGCGGGCAGCCAGGCAGGGACCCUGUCCAGCAUCCCCACGGCCCUGACGCGCUGGACUGAGGAGUGCAAGGUCCUGGACGCCGAGAGCAUGCACGACUGCGUGUCCGUGGUCAAGGUGCCCAUCCUGGCCCGGCUGGAGGCGCUGCGGGACGAGGAGCUGGACGAGCGGCGCGAGAAGCGCCGGCGCCAGGCGGCCGAGGACGAGGCCAAAGGCGCCGAGCGCGGCCCCGAGGACAAGGACGGGGCAGAGGCCCAGGACACGGCGUCCAAAGCCGGCCCCGCUUCGGCCGACGUCACCCCCCCAGAACACAGCGGGACCCCGGGAGAGACCCCCCCUCCCGGUCCCCACCGGACACUGGUGAUGCUGGAACCGACGCCGACCCCCCCAGACCCCCCCCCAGGAGCCCCCCAAAUCCCCGCUCGCCCCCCCCCAGCCCCCCGAACACGAAGAGGGGGGGCCUGGACGACCCCCCCAAGAUGCCGAGGCCACUCAGAUGGAGCUGUCACCCGCCCCCACCAUCACCUCACUGUCCCCGGAGCGGGCGGAGGACUCGGACGCGCUGACGGCCGUGAGCAGCCAGCUGGAGGGGUCCCCCAUGGACACCUCGAGUUUGGCCUCCUGCACCUUGGAAGAGUCUGGGGGGGCUUCCUCCGCCCCCACAGCUCCCCAAAACCCCCCCGGAACCCCCCAAGGACCCCCUCCCGCUCCCCCCGACACCGCUCAGCCUCCGGACGAUAGCUCCCCCCCGGCCUCAUCCUCGGAGAGUUCGUCUACCCGGGACUCGGCCGGGGCCAUUUCUGGGGCCGACUCGCGGGGGAUCCUGGAGGAGCCGCUGCCGUCCACCAGCAGCGAGGAGGAGGAUCCGCUGGCCGGUCAG